Messenger RNA from Pseudovirgaria hyperparasitica, 1419 nucleotides. RefSeq lists its product as uncharacterized. The record is from RefSeq and is a predicted model, not a curated record. Bases 233 to 1351 code for a protein of 372 amino acids. Gene Ontology annotation, cellular component: plasma membrane. Lineage: Eukaryota; Fungi; Ascomycota; Dothideomycetes; Acrospermales; Acrospermaceae. Gene Ontology annotation, biological process: peptide modification; carbohydrate metabolic process. The transcript has a single exon.
GAAUGAAAGUUCAGCCUUUCACCUCCUUACUUGCAAACAUCCCGCCUGUCAGCUGUCUGACCAAGCUACGUCACUUCGCGCCGCCCCACAGUCUCAGCCUACUGAACUUCAACAUCAAAACCACUCUCAAAGGAACUAGCACAACAGACCAGAGGCAGGCAUAACAACGUCGAAUCAUAGAACUAUCUGCAAUUUAUCACAAGUCAGGUUAGCACGCUAAGCAGCUGCAGCAAUGUCACACAAGUCACGAUUUUUCAGGAAUGAUGCCCCGCUUGCUCGCCGAGAUCCAAAGAAGCAACUCGUUGCCUCACUCACGCGAUUAGUGACAGAGUAUCCUCCAGACAAAAUACCAGCGGGUGGUGGAUUCUAUUACGGUCCAACAUCGGUGGCUCAUCUGUUUGCGACACUCAAUGGACUCUAUCCAGACUUAGAGAUCGAAGAUUUUCCACUAACAACCUGGUCUGCGGCCUAUCUGGAACAAGCACAAGCAAACAUCAAAGACUAUCCAGGUCCAUCACCAGAGAAAUGCGGUGUCAGCGACGACAUCAUGGCGCUUCUUGCGCUAUACGCCGCCACAGCAAAAGAUGAAGACACGGUAAAAGAACUAUGCAACUACAAAGAUAUUGCUGCGGAGCCUGGAGCGUCCAUCGAGUGGCUUUAUGGCGGCGCAGGCUACCUCUACUUCCUAAGACUGGUGCGGAGAUCUUUCAGCGACAACGAAGAAAUGCUAGAUCUCAUUGAUGACUCAGCCGACGCCGUUAUCGACACAAUCAUGGACACUCCCAGGCCAUGGAAAUGGCACGGCAAAGCCUACGUUGGUGCAGUACACGGUGCCGUUGGCAUAAUCACUCAAAUUGUCCUCACAGACCCAACAUGGGCUCCUAAGAUUGAAGCUGAUCUAGCAGCACUAUUGAGCUACCAAUUCGACAGUGGGAACUGGCCGUCCUCAAUACCUCCUGGCAAAGACCGCCUCGUACAGUUCUGCCACGGCGCACCAGGCGUGGUCGCCAGUCUAGACCAAAUCAAAGGAUACUUCCCAAAUCUGAAGGACAAGAUCGAGAGCGCAAUAAGGAAAGGCCGGGAGUGCAUCAAAGAACGAGGUCUACUGACCAAGGAGCCCUGUCUGUGUCAUGGCAUUAGUGGCAACGCGCUUGCACUUGAGGAUAAAGACUGCGAACACUUUUUGACAUACACGACCGGCCAUGAGAUCAAAGCGCUAGAGAAGGACGGAGUAUUGCAGAAGUCUGAGGAUCCCUCGGCGCUUUGGUGUGGGGAGGCAGGAAGGGCAUGGGCGUGGGCGGUGGUAGAUAAGAACUUGCCCAAAACCUACCUGGGUUACAAUGACAUCUAAAUCUGAAUGGCUGCGCAUUUCCGGCUUAGGGCAUGGCGUUUGGAGAUUUGUGGGGUGCGUAGGCGGGG